UUCCCACCACACAUUCUACUACUCCCUAGAACACCUAGUACUACUUAAAGAGCUAAUACACCCCCAUGAACCCCCAUAUAAUUCAACCUUGAGCUAAGGAUUCCUCCGAGGAAGUAGGCUGUGCAGGCUCUGAGCGGAUUAUUGCUGGAAUCUCCUGCAAUUGUUGAAGGAUGGCUGACUUGGAUCAAUCAUCUGAGGAUGUCUCUGUAGAUACCAGAGAAGGGAACAGUCAGGAUUCCAAGGUGGAGUUCACAGAGGAUGAGGAGACACUGAUUGCCAGGAUGUAUAAUUUGCUUGGAGAUAGGUGGUCUCUGAUUGCUGGAAGGAUUCCUGGAAGAACAGCUGAAGAGAUUGAGAAGUACUGGACCUCGAGGUACUCAAAUAGUGAACAAUGAUGAGCAUUUACUUGUGUACUACUGCAGGGGCAAGAGCAGUUCUUUCUGUACUUCAGAUGGCAAGCAAUUUUGGAUGGUGUCUUACUUGUAUUUUUCGGAACUAUCAGCUCGCAUUCGUGUCUAGGUGGCUUUGAGUCAUGUUGGAUUUUGCUGUUUCUUUGUUAUUUCAGUUGCAAGAAGGGAAGGAAACAUCCUGUUUCCAUGUCAGUAUAUCGGUCUGGUGUUAUGCAAAUUAGCAAACCAACUGUAAUUUAGAAAUUAAUGGAGUGUUAUGUAUUUUUAUGAUA
Messenger RNA from Phoenix dactylifera (date palm), 682 nucleotides. Its product is annotated as transcription factor CPC-like. The record is from RefSeq and is a predicted model, not a curated record. Gene Ontology annotation, cellular component: nucleus. Gene Ontology annotation, biological process: cell differentiation; regulation of DNA-templated transcription. Lineage: Eukaryota; Viridiplantae; Streptophyta; Magnoliopsida; Arecales; Arecaceae. Gene Ontology annotation, molecular function: transcription cis-regulatory region binding.